Molecule: messenger RNA, 579 nt
Organism: Lactuca virosa
Lineage: Eukaryota; Viridiplantae; Streptophyta; Magnoliopsida; Asterales; Asteraceae
Source: the annotation of a GenBank genome assembly
AUGGUUGCUGAUGAAUCAGAAGUUUCAGAACCAUACGUUGCAACUUAUGCAAUAACAUUUUACGAUGUGGAUACUAAGCUUAUGACUCGUCAACAUUAUCAUGUUUUGAAUACGAAGUUGGAUUCUAUAACUCGUCAUGCCGAAACCUUUUCUACUUCUAAUUUUCAAAAUAUGGUGACAGUACAUCAAGGUGUUAUGCAGACCUUGCAAUAUGAAACUGCAAGAAUUUUUGGUGUGGAACAGAAGUUGAAUUCAAAUACAAUUGAGAAAGUUGAUAAAGUUGUUUCGGAUGUUAAGUUGUUAUUUGAUAAAGUUGAGACUGCUCUCAAAGAUGUUCAUGAUAUUGUUGAUAAGAAACUUUCUGAAGCUGUGAAUUCUAUUAAGGAGUUUUACACUCAUUUUACAUAUGAAAACGAAGCAUUUUUAGCUCUCCGUUUUGCUCUAAAUAAGGAUAAUGUUGAUCAUCACACCUCUGUGUCGAAUUCUAUUAUGGAUUUGCAAAUAAAUUACAAGGGUGGAGCCAAGCUAAUGGAUACUAUUGUUGCAAAGACACAAAAGAUUAUGACAACGAAACAAUAG